AUGGACUGUGGAGAUAUCUCAUGUCGAAGAACCUUCCAGAAAAGGAUCAAAGAUGCCAACCCAGAGUGGGCAGCAGCGGUGGAGCAUUUGGAGGAGGGCAAACCGGCAGGGUUGGACGAGUCGUUCGGCAUGAGGAGGCAGCUGCAGCGGAGCGAAGAGACAAGAACUGCUGGUUCUGAAAGUGCCGAGUCUGGGAGCGCUGAUUCUGGAAUGUCUAAACGGGAGCUGAUGGGCAUGCGGAGGCGACCGGAUGGGGAUAUAGAGAUCAGUGAAGAGGAGUGGGAGAGGCAUGGCGAGUUUAAUGUGCCAAGCUGUGGUGCAUGUGGUGGGGCGCUGAAACCUAAUGUUGUACUUUUUGGCGACAACCUUCCACCUGCCCGCAAUCAAGAAGCUGCCCGGAUGAUGUCAUCUGCCGACUCGCUAUUGGUCGUUGGCUCCUCAUUGAUGGUGCUCUCAGCUUUCAGGAUAGCAAGCCAAUGCGUGCAAGAAGGCAAACCGCUUGCACUGCUAGCUGUGGGCCCAAACCGUGCUGAUGGCAUUGCUCGGAUCAAGAUCGAGGCGCGAUGUGGGGAGGUGAGAUGUGGGGAGGUGAGAUGUGGGGAGGUGAGAUGUGGGGAGGUGAGAUGUGGGGAGGUGAGAUGUGGGGAGGUGAGAUGUGCGGAGGUGAGAUGUGGGGAGGUGAGAUGUGCGGAGGUGAGAUGUGGGGAGGUGAGAUGUGGGGAGGUGAGAUGUGGGGAGGUGAGAUGUGGGGAGGUGAGAUGUGGGGAGGUGAGAUGUGCGGAGGUGAGAUGUGCGGAGGUGAGAUGUGGGGAGGUGAGAUGUGCGGAGGUGAGAUGUGGGGAGGUGGGGUCACAUGAUUAUCCCUGCUUCGGUUGGGGUAGAAAAUCUCUUGUCAAAAGAAUGUUCUGA
Messenger RNA from Closterium sp. Naga37s-1, 909 nucleotides. Lineage: Eukaryota; Viridiplantae; Streptophyta; Zygnematophyceae; Desmidiales; Closteriaceae. The record is from the annotation of a GenBank genome assembly.